ACCACAGCUGUUUAUUAUCAGAGAAAUAGCAACACCUCUUUUCAGGAAAGAGUCAGAGAUCUGGAGAAGGAACGAGAUUUGCUGAAGGAGGAUUAUGACAAACUUCUGGAGAGUUGCAUCAGCGUUGCCCAGCAGAAUCUGGACGAGGUGCCCCAGAAGGACAACGUCCCUCCUUUGGAAGAGCAACUCAGAUCAGUGAGGGCUGAGAAGCAGCAGCUUCAGGAGCAGCUAAAAGAGGAAAGAGCUUGGAAUGAGGCGCUGAAGCAGGAAGUGAGCCAUUUGCUGCUGACACAUGCACAGGAAACGGAGCCCUCACUGGAGAAGGCUGCCAUUUUUGAAAACCCAGCUAGAGAGCAAGAACCUCAGUCCAACCCAAGCCAGGCAAUGCACAUGGAGGGAACCUCCGGAGAGGCCGAAAAGGAAGAGGCAUUCCCCCACCGAAGCCUAAAGCGGCGGCUUCACGAGACAGAGGCCGCCCAUGCCGAGACCGUGCUGGAGCUGGAGAAAACCCGGGACAUGCUUAUCUUGCAGCACCGCAUCAACCGGGACUACCAGGUGGAGCUGGAUGGAGUGUUGCAGCAGGCUGAGCGGGAGAAAAAGCAGCAUGAAGAGAGGCAGCAUCAGAUGGCCCAGCUUUUGGACCUGCGUAGUGCUCGCAUCCGCCAACUUGAAGAGCAGCUGAAGGACGUGGCUUACGGAACAAGGACAGUCCCAUAUCUCCCAGAUGAUGGUAAUGCAUAUAUGGACGCAGAUCCCGAGAAGGCCCCGCAGCUGCGGCGUGGAGAGAACCUCUUUGAGCUGCAUAUUUCCAGCGCAGUGCUGUCAGAGGAGGCGCUGCGGUUGCUCGGGGACCCUGAGCCCGUCACCUUCUGCACGUAUUCCUUCUACGACUUCGAGACUCACUGCACGCCCAUGGUGCGCGGCACCCGGCCCUCCUACAACUUCACCUCCCAGUACGUGGUGCAGGCGGAGCCUUUCUUCCUGCGGUACUUGCAGGGGGCCAGCACCCGCCUCGACCUCCACCUCGCCUCGGCACUUGACCACACCACCCUGGCCUCCUGCUGGCUGCGUUUUGGCGAAGCGCUGGGGAGCGGGGAGCAAGUUCAUGCCACGGCAGCCCUGCGUGGUCCUCAUGGAGAGGACUAUGGCCUCCUGGAAUACUGGACGAGGCUUCGCUUUCCCAUCGAGCAGAUCCUGAGGCUGUACCGCCAGCGGGCCAAAGCACUGGGCUACCUGUCUGCUGGAGUGGCACCGUCACAUGCUCCAGUGGCUCAGCAGAGCUGGCAGCAGCAAGAAGCAGGGGCCCUGGGCCCUGGCUGGAAUGAAUUCCGUGUGCGGAUUGAAGGCUGCGCCAGUCUCCGCAGCCGCUGGCUUGGCUCGCAGCCCAGCCCGUACGCCAUGUACCAGUUCUUCACCUUCCCAGACCAUGACACAUUCAUCAUCCCUUCGAGCAGCAACCCCCACUACGGGGACCUGCAGAAAUUCGUUUUGCGCAUCACACCUGAGCUGCACCAUUACCUGCUCCUAGAAAGCCUCUGGGUGUAUGUAUUUGACGAUGAAGAUCCAGAACCUGGUAGCUACCUGGGCAAAGCCCAGAUCCCACUAUUGCCGCUAGCCCAUGGACGUAGUGUCACAGGAGAUUUUGUCCUCACGGACCAAGCAGGGAAACCCAACGGUUCCAUCAGCCUGAGCCUAGAGUGGAAGCAUCUUUAUAUUCCGCCAGAAGAUGUCCAUCGCCAGGUAUCCUUGGACCGCGAACAGCAUCAACAGUCUUUAGAGCAGCAGAUUGAGGAAGAGCAAGCCACACUGAGAAGUCAGGCUCCAAGAGUGCACAGCACUGGCCAUUUGUCUUCCAGUCGCCAGAGAAAGAAGCCACGUCUCUCCCUGACCGAGGCAGAGAAGCGUGUUCGAACACACGCCAGGCUAGAAGAUGAAGCCAAAAGCCCAGCCCAAGUGGCACUGGGAGAGCUGAAAGAAGAGGAAGAAGAGACACCUGCCCUCGAAGAAGAGGGGAUGCCAACAAGGCACCAGGCCUCAGAGGCUGAAUCAAGCCCAUCGGCUGAAGCAGUCAUCCUAAAGGACUCCGCCUCAGAAGAGCCAGACACCACCAGCGAUGCCCAGACCACCGAGAGUGAUGAAGUGGUGGCUGCAGCAUCUGGGCUUCAGGGGCCCCCGGAACUGGAGCCUUCAGAAAGAAUUCGCGUGGAGAUCGUCUCCCUGAGCCUAUAUCCAGAUAGCCAGCCAGCUGCCAAUGAGAGCAUCCAGCAGGUGUAUGUGGAAUACCGUUUCCCGGGAGUGCCACUGGAGGAAACAGAGACCCCUUUCUCAUUGCGGAAGCCGCAGGGAACCCAGGAAAUCUACUUCCACUUCAGCAAGGUGAUCAAGCUGGACCCAGACCCGGAAAGCACACAGAGGCAACAGCUGUUUUCCAUGCUGGAGGAAGAAGAGACCAAGCAGAACUGGCUGCAGUUCAUAGUGGUGAGUGAGCCCCUGCCUGGGGCUGGAGGCGAGUGCGAGGAUGUGGGUGUGGCCUACUUGGACCUGCGGGAGAUGCUGCUAACAGGAAGUGACAUGCUGGAACAUGAGCUACAUGUUGCCAGUUCCUUGGAUCCCAACACGGAUAUCGGGACGCUGAAGGUCUCUGUAGAAGCAGCUGCUGCCCUGCGUGCGAUCUACUGGGCGGGGAAGAGGGAAAGGAACGAACCAUGAGGGGUGAGCGCGCGGGAGGCCGAGCACUAGAAUCAAUGGGACUCUAUGACCGAAAGGAUGCUUGGGAGCAUUGGAGAGAAGGCAAGGAAGAAGCCGACAAAUAAACUUUCCAAAUACUUUA
This is a messenger RNA of Hemicordylus capensis (graceful crag lizard), 2830 nucleotides long. It is a transcript of the gene RPGRIP1, whose product is annotated as RPGR interacting protein 1. The transcript is spliced from 17 exons. The record is from RefSeq and is a predicted model, not a curated record. Gene Ontology annotation, biological process: non-motile cilium assembly; retinal rod cell development. NCBI's taxonomy places the organism in Eukaryota, Metazoa, Chordata, Lepidosauria, Squamata, Cordylidae. The coding region runs from base 385 to 2709 and encodes 774 amino acids. Gene Ontology annotation, molecular function: thromboxane A2 receptor binding. Gene Ontology annotation, cellular component: photoreceptor connecting cilium.